CCUAGAUAAAUAUCGGGCCCAGGAGAAACUCUUUAGCUUUGAAGUCCCACUUGUGAGGAGUAUAGUCACCAGUAUGAAGAGCAGCCAUCUCGCCUUCCUUUGGGGAAUCAUCUUCCUGACUCUGACCGCAGUUCAAGCAUUCUUGAUCUCCAAAACAGGACGCUGUUCCUGCAUCAAUGUCAGUGGAACCAAGAUCCAGAAAAAAACCAUACAGAAGCUUGAGGAGUUUGCUCCAGGUUCUUCCUGUUCACGUACUGAGAUCAUUGCAACAAUGAAGAAUGGGGAGAAAAAAUGUCUGGAUCCAGAUUCCUUACAUGUGAAGAUUCUGGUAAAAAUGUGGAAGGAAAAGGAAAACAAAAAGAAGAAACCAAGAACAGGGAAUAAAAAGCAACAAACCAAGAAAGCUAAAAAGAUUAAAAAAGCUCAACAUCCUUCCCCAGGGAAGACCACAUAAGAGGCCGCUUCACGAAAAAGGCCUUUCAGGUUCAAACAUUUAAAGACGAAAUGUUAAGAAAAAUUCUAAGUGUUAAAAAUGUAUCAGAAAAGUCAACUAUUAUUGUGACUAGAAAUAUUAAGCAUGAUGAUGAAAUAUUAGUGAUUCUUGGAUAUUGUUUUUUAAAAAAUCCAAUCGCUUUUCAGUCUAGAGACUACAAUGUGUAAUGAGGAAAAAGACAGGAAACCCUCCUUGUGGGAAAAUUAUCUUGAAGAAAGAUCACAGUGAAGAGAAUCAAAACACAAUACAGAAAGAAAAUACAAUAUCUGCAUUUGUGUACACAUGCACACACACACACACACAUGCCCACACACACCUUGGCACCCAUAAAGAUUGUCCCAUGUACACAUGUCAUCUAAGAAGCUGCUGGAGGAGGCAUCCCUGCAUUUGCCUGCCAUACAUCCCACACUACAGAUAGCCAAAGUGAAGACCGAUUUAGUUGACUCAUUCCUUGGCUGCCUCCUACUUCCCUUCCCUAGACAUUUUAUUUCAUGUUCGGAGCCUUAAAACAGAAUCACUGGGGCUUAAUUCAGUCCCAUUUCUUUUUUUUUUUUCCUCUCUAAGUUCUGGAGCGAUGUGCUAUUAAUUUACUUUAGUCUUUGGCAGACUAAUUAAAACAAUCUGUAUGUCUCACAAAAAAUUA
Phascolarctos cinereus (koala) is the source of this 1136-nucleotide messenger RNA. NCBI's taxonomy places the organism in Eukaryota, Metazoa, Chordata, Mammalia, Diprotodontia, Phascolarctidae. The record is from RefSeq and is a predicted model, not a curated record.